Messenger RNA from Ahaetulla prasina, 4645 nucleotides. It is a transcript of the gene RINL, whose product is annotated as Ras and Rab interactor like. The transcript has 11 exons. NCBI's taxonomy places the organism in Eukaryota, Metazoa, Chordata, Lepidosauria, Squamata, Colubridae. Gene Ontology annotation, molecular function: guanyl-nucleotide exchange factor activity; small GTPase binding. The record is from RefSeq and is a predicted model, not a curated record. Gene Ontology annotation, biological process: signal transduction; vesicle-mediated transport. The coding region runs from base 1699 to 3684 and encodes 661 amino acids. Gene Ontology annotation, cellular component: cytosol; endocytic vesicle.
GGAGCAAGUCAAGAGGUUGCUCUCGUCACACCAACCAGGGUCAUUCAUCGUUGCUAGAAAUGGGAACGGCGCCACCAAGACCCUUUUCCUCCGGUUACCUGAAAGUGACAAUAAGGUUGUUGACCUUUUUCCUCUUGACGACAAUCCGGGUGAGUUGGUUUGGUCCUGGAUCUUUCUGUCCCCUGGGAGGUGAACAGGGACACCUGGCAAUCUCGUGGAACAAUGCAGCAUUAAGCGGUAUUUUCAAACCAGUGCUAAAAAGAUCUUCAGUCAGUCUUAACCUUAGAAGGUAAUUAAAUGUCUUUGGAGAUUCUCCGUCAUCCAGGUCAUGGUUGUCCCAAAGGUGAUUUUUCAGGAGGCAAGUGGACUUCCUUGGUUUUUUUUUUGAAGACGUUUUGCUUCUCACCCAAGAAGCCUUCAAAUGGUGUGGGAGCAUGAAGAGAUUUCCAAACAAAUUGCAGACUACAGGAACCAUUUGCAAGACUCAGGUGACCCUGAGGUCACAGAUAAACCUUCAAGUUCCUCAAUGACUCUCUAAAACAGGGUCUCCAACCUUGGCCACUUUAACUCUGGCGGACUUCAACUCCCAGAAUUCCCCGGCCAGCAAAGCUGGCCAAGGUUAAAGUGGCCAAGGUUGGAGACCCCAGCUCUAAAAGGAUGCAAAUGACCAGCUGUCCGCAAGGAGUAUAAAUCCUUCCAUUCCCCACCAUCCAGUCAGAGCCGAAGAAGCUUCUUGGAUGAGAAGCGAAACGUCUUCGAAAGAAAAAACAAGGAAGUCCGCUUGCCUCCUGAAAAAGCACUUUUGGGUUAGAAGAGAAUGUUUUCAACUCAGGAUUAAGCUGUGGGGUCCUCGGUGCGUUCUGAGGUGGGUAGUUUUCUUGGCAGAUGUUUCAUUACCAAACUAAGUGACGUCACAACACUGAUGAUGUUUCCUAGUUUGGCAAUGAAACAUCUGCAACAAAACUACCCACCUCAGAAAGCAUCGAGGACCCCACAGUCCUCACGUUUAUGACGGAAAGAUGUUUGCUUUUCUUUCCCACAAGGAGGUUGUAUGAAUGAAUGUCUACACUUUCGGGGUUCUAGAAUUAUACAUGUAGAGGAGAAACAAGGAGCAUGGAUCCCUUCCCUUUCUUUCCCUUCUCUGCCAGCCCCCUCACCAAAAUUUCACCUCCCUUGCUCGAUCUCAUGAUGAGAACCUGAAGUGUGGGAAAUAGGAAAUGUCCAGGCUUUGAGCUACCGUUCCUCACUUCCUUGCCCCAACCAGUUGCUGGACCUCAACACUCAUCGUGUCUCUUCUGGGGAAUUUCAAAACAUCAUUUCCUUCUACUUAAAAGAGGAAGUAGUUUGGAGAAGCGCAGAAGGACCAGUUGUCGCAGGCUGCACGCUCGCCUUGUAAACUGGCGACCUCCUUAAAUUCUUGACCGAGAGACUGGCCGUUAGUUCUGUCUUUUUCCCUCCGUUCUCCGGCUCUUGCUCUUUUCUCAUCUUGCUUCCCCUGAAUUUGGUGUUCCCCGUCUCUGAACAGCCCUUCACCUCAAAGGUUCUCAGUUGUAUUUCAGAAACCUUUUGGAACUGCUUGGCUUUCACUUUGUGAGCAGGGAUAUCCUGCCUUGUUUGCUCAGGGUCGCCCACGCCUUUCAACUCCCUGGCACAGCUGAUUUAGAUGCAGUUGCCACCUUGGGCCCAACGUUCUGGGCGAUGCCUCUUAAACCUACCAAUGGCCUGGCCUCAGAUGACGCAGAAGCCAGCUGCAUGGAACCCAACGGGGACCUGCUGAAAUCCAAGCAGCCCUCGUGCUCCAUCCGCGUGACGUCCGAGGACGUGGCCCUGUGCAUCGUGAACCCCCUCUUUCUUUCCGUGCACAGUGACAUCGAAUGGCUCGACCUGGCCCCAGGCCUCUACCACUCGACACGCAGGCGGGGAUCCCGGCCGCUCGCCAAUGGCUCAGUGAGGCAAGAAGCCCCAGUUAGACUGGAACGUCUCAAGUCUCUGGAAGAGAAAGAGAAGACGGGGAAAGAGCCUCCGCCCUGCUCCGCCUCUGCGCAAGGGGAUUUCCUUCCUCGCACACGGUCCUGGAAGAGUUCGGAAACGGAGGCUCCACCGCCGUGGUCUCCCACCGUGUCCCAAAAGGAGACCCGCUCUCCCCACCGUGUUUCCUGGGUGGAAGGGAUCUCGGCCGACGCUUUUCCCUGCUUGAAAAAGGCCCGGUCUGAAUCCUUGUUGCUGAACGACUCCAUGUUGCUGCCUCUCAUCCCGGAAUUGGAUUCACUCUCCAUCAGCAGCAUGGAGGACGAGGGUGAGGGUCUCCCUCCUGCCACCCCUUCGCCACAGAAGAGACGGCGCCCCUCCUCCGUCACCUUCACCCACAAGGUUCUCAACCGUCUCUCAGCCAUGAGCAGCGCCCUGACCGGCUUCCUCUCGCUCGAGCGCCGGGUCGCCAAGCGGGUGCAAGAGCUGGUCCAGGAGCCCACGUCGGACGUGGGAGGCCUGGUGCAGAACUUUGUGGAGCACAUCCAGCAAGGAGCUGGAUCCCGGCACCCAACCAGCACCGACAUGCUGCAGGAGAUACGGAAUAUGAUCAGCAGUCUGAAGGGCUACCUGGGCGAAAGUUCGGAUCUGCGCGCCGCCUACGGUGAAUACAGUGACGCCGAGGAACUGGAUCUUGGUUCCGUGAUGGAAGACGCCCUUUACAAAUGCAUCCUGAAGCCGCUGAGAGAUUUGAUUUAUGCCCAGUUGCUGGACUUCCGCACCCGGGACGGGUCUCUGAACCGUUUGCGUGAAAAUCAGCUGACCUUGAGCCAGCAAAGCUUGGAAGAGCUCGGAGUGGCGGCCGGGGUGCCCGACGCGGCUUGCCUGGAGCGUAUCCAGACCAAGCUGAGUCUCCUGCACCAGGCCUACUCGCCCAAGAAGAAGGAGACGCAGAUGCUGAAGAUCUGCAAGAUGCUUUAUGAGGCCAUGAACCUCCACUGCGAGAAGGCAGAGCCGUUUGGUGCCGAUGACUUCCUGCCAGUUCUCAUCUACAUGCUGGUGCGCUGCGAUGUGGUGUCCGUACAGUUGGAUGUGGAGUACAUGAUGGAACUGAUGGAUCCCAGUCAGCUGCAGGGAGAAGGGGGCUACUACCUCACCACCUGGUUCGGGGCUCUCUACCACAUUGAAAACUUCCAAGCAACUUUUACCCUCACCAGACAGAUCAGCGUGGAGGCCCAGCACUCCAUCCAUCAGUGGCAUCGCCGCCGAACCAUCCAUCACCACCAUCGCCGCAAUUUGCAGCACACCCUCUACGUCUCCUUCCAUGAACCCUUCAAUAACCAGAAGACUAUCUCCGUCCCUCCCGACAUGACCACGGCAUUGGUCUGCGCCGCCUGUGCGGAGAAGUAUGGCGUCUCCGACGGUGCCGCUUAUGGCCUUUUUGUGAUAUCGGACAACUCCAGUCAACUCUUAACGGAGGACAGCUGCCCCCAGAAGAUCCGUGCAGAUCUUCUCCAAAGAGAGGGCAGCGUCAAUUUUGUUUACAAGCCCAAAAAUAGCCCCCGGACUGCCUCUGCUGCUGGUCUGCUUCAGGAAGCUGUCAACUUGACCGAGUCCCGCAAGCCUCUUGAAAAGGUAGAGUUAACCAGACAUCAAGUGAACUACAGCAGUGCAAAGCCAGAACUGAAAAUUGCACGCCAAAAUCCCCAAGUCUAAUUUUCCUUUCUUUAGAUACCUCCCAUGCCCCCCCGUGUCCAAUCAAAUUCAAAGAAGAUAUUUUCAGAACGGUCGCUUUGAUAUGCAGCUCUAUUCCGUUCCCCAACCGCUUGACCUUGAAACCCGUGUCUCGGGGAGAUAGGGUCAACUUUUCGUUUUCCUUGAAUCCCCCCAGCUCCUCCGAGUUCAUGGCAGUCUGGCCCCGAGCGAUAGCCAAAGGCAAGCCUGAAGUGGCAGCUGACAUGAGGACUACAGGGAAGAAAUCUCUUGAGCAGACGAUCUUGAUGUGCUGAAGUGCUCACCUUGGCAGCAGCUCUCAUCAUCCUUAAAAUUAGUAACGCGACAGGACUGUUGUUAAAAGAUUGUUGGACCUCCCCACCCAAAACUGAGUUUCCCCAACCAGCCUAACACGAACCAGCCCAGAGGAACCGGGAGAAAAACAAGAACAGGUCUCCUACUUUCACACGUAACUUCCUUCUCUCCCCUUUUGCUCUUCGUUGCCUUCUCUGAUCAGUUUCUGCAGAGUUGGCCCCGUGUCUCCAAUCGUACAAAGCGAGGACAUUUUGCUAUCCUCUCCGGGUGGCUGGCUGGAAGGCUUUUUCGCCCACCCAAGACAGAUUUAUCGAGUGGAUUCUGGAAAAGUCAAUUAAACGUACUGGUUUAAUUUUACACGUCACCUUUUAAAAUAAUGUCCUUUUCAGAUCUUGGGCUCUGGCGUUUCCUCCUCUCUUUUUUUUCAAGAGAAUGGGAGCCAUGUCUAUAAAUUCGAUGCCGGCCUGGUAUUUUGAUUUAAGCCGUUUGUAAUUUUAUUUAAGAAGUGCAAAGAUGCAGCUAUCCCCCCCCUUGGUGAACCCUGCAUCCUCAUAGUGGUGUUUUGUGGAUAACAGUGGCCAUAAAGGAAUUAUUUGAAGCGUCCAAUCCCACUUUUUCCCAAUGUUAUUAAUAUCUUUUUACAAUCAAG